This is a messenger RNA of Brachypodium distachyon (stiff brome), 1150 nucleotides long. Its product is annotated as F-box protein SNE. The coding region runs from base 390 to 920 and encodes 176 amino acids. The transcript has a single exon. Gene Ontology annotation, molecular function: protein binding. Gene Ontology annotation, biological process: regulation of gibberellic acid mediated signaling pathway; gibberellic acid mediated signaling pathway. The record is from RefSeq and is a predicted model, not a curated record. NCBI's taxonomy places the organism in Eukaryota, Viridiplantae, Streptophyta, Magnoliopsida, Poales, Poaceae. Gene Ontology annotation, cellular component: SCF ubiquitin ligase complex.
CGCCCCAGACUCCCAGAGUGCCACACGCAAAACUCUCUCCACGCCGGUGCCGGGAGUCCAUGCACCUCCGGUCGGAUCCUUUUGCUUUACGGCGACCGGGUUAUUAUACUAUUUGCAGUGAUACCGGGGGGUGGAGUGAUUAGUCCGCUCACUCUCAGCUUCCAUUAUUGGUUCCAAGAAGGCUUUAAUCGCCUUUUGUGGCCUGUGCCCCCACACGAACGAUACGGGCAAUCAGAACAGAGUCAAAACCCCGCCUCCUCCCUAUAUAUACGCGCCUCGCCCGGUCUCACUCUCGUCUCUCGCUCCCCUUCCCCUGUCCUCCCCCACGAAGCCGAGCACCGUGCAGUGCGUCCUCUGCAUCGGCCUCGACGCUCGGCAGGGCCGCGUGUAUGGGGUCACGGCAGGACAGGGAGAAGGGAGGAGACGAAGCCGAGGCCGUGGCGCCGGAGCCGGAGGAGAAGCGCGUGCAGCUGGCGGGCGCCGCCUACAACAUCAACGACAACGCCGACAUCCUGUCGGAGAUCCUGUCCCGGCUGGACGGGCGCUCGCUGGCGGCGGCCGCCGGCGUGUGCCGGCUCUGGGCCGCCGUGUCGCGCCGGGACGCCGUCUGGGAGGCGCUCUGCCUCCGCCACGUGGGGCCCACGGCCAGGUCGGGCCUCGGCGCCACCCGGGCCGUCGUGGGCGCGCUCGGCGGGUACCGCCGCCUCUACCGCCUCUGCCUCGGCCCGGCCCUCGACCGCCUGGGCCUGGCGGCCCACGCGCAGGCCCGCGCCCGCCUCUCGCUGUCCCUCUCGCUCUCGCUCUUCUCCAUCGACUGCUACGAGCGCCUCGGCGGCGCCGGCGCCGGCGCCGGUGCAGGGAGGCCGCCGCCGCCCCCGUCGUCGCUGCUCUUCCUCUGCAAGCCCGUCGACGUGUCAUGAUCGAUUCCAUUGCCUCAUUCCUUCUCGAUCGCUCAUUCAAUGCGGGCCGUCCGAUCCGGUUGUCGUCGCGUUCCUGGCCGGCGUGCGCGCGCAACCUGUUCGACGACGGCCCGCGGUUAAGAUAGUCUCUCUCGUUUAUUUUACCACCCACAAUAAGAAUUGAUUAUGCAUUGAAUUAGCUGUACCGGAGGGCCAUUGAAUAUGGAAAUAAUUAGUGAUUUUUAAAUUCA